AUGACAAGCAAACGAGAAAUGUCAUUGGAUUAUACAUUGGAACUACAAAUACCGUUUGAAACGGAGGGGCAGGCGAGCAUAGCAACGAAGGUCCUAUCUCCGGACCCAAUUUUGAAACCACAGGACUUCCAGGUAGACUACAGCUCUGAAAAAAAUAUCAUGCUGGUCCGGUUUAGAAGUAUUGAUGACAGAGUGCUUCGAGUGGGUGUCAGUAGUGUCAUAGACAGCAUCAAGACCAUUGUAGAGACCAUAGAUGAACUAUCUUAG
This is a messenger RNA of Saccharomyces kudriavzevii IFO 1802, 267 nucleotides long. It is a transcript of the gene PCC1, whose product is annotated as chromatin DNA-binding EKC/KEOPS complex subunit PCC1. Gene Ontology annotation, cellular component: EKC/KEOPS complex. Lineage: Eukaryota; Fungi; Ascomycota; Saccharomycetes; Saccharomycetales; Saccharomycetaceae. The transcript is spliced from 2 exons. The record is from RefSeq and is a predicted model, not a curated record. Bases 1 to 267 code for a protein of 88 amino acids.